CGCGAUGGUCAGUCGUGAGUGAGACGUGAAGGAGGUAAUACGUACGCGGGUACGUGCGCGCAGCAAGCACGUACACGUACCUUGGUCAAUAUUUUCAUUAAUGUGUGGACUAUUGAGGCAGUAUGGAGGACGACGUCAUGAUGCCCGACGACCUGGUGGAGGAAGAUCUAUUGACACACAUGAACUGGCCAGAUCUAGACCUAGACGACAUUAAAGACUUAGGUUUAGAUUGGAGUGAAAGUGAUGUGUUGUCUCAUGGUGGAGUUGGAAGCAGUACAAACCCAGUGCUUGGAUCUACCCCAGUUAAUACCUCUACUCCAACUCAUAAUACCAGCUGCUUCAACACAACACUUAACAGCAACCUCAUUGGCUCCAGCUUUCUAAAUAGCAGUGACUGUUUUCUCAACAGCAGUGGCUUUCAGGCUUCAAAGAUAGCUCCACAACAACAGCAGCAGCACCAACAACAGCAGCAAACAGUACAGCAGCAGCAAACAGUACAACAGCAGCAAACAGUACAACAGCAGCAGCAGCACCAACCAGUGCAGCAGCAGCAGCACCAACCAGUGCAGCAACAGCAGCAGCAACCGGUACAGCAGCAGCAGCAGCAGCAAUCAGUACAGCAGCAGCAGCAACAAAUACAGCAGCAGCAGCACCAACCAGCACAACAACAACCACAGCAAACUCAGCAGCAAAUAGUUGUAACAUCAAUAAGUGGAACUCCAGUGAGACAAGUGGCACAUGUUGCCCCUCGUAUUGGCCAAACUUCAAUCAUCAGUGUUCCUCAGUCCUUGGUUACCUCUAGUGGAUUAAGUCAAACCCCUCAGCUACAACAACUGCUUACCCAUCAACAAAUUGGUGUCCAACAACAACAAAUUCAGCCUCAUACUGUACAGGUUCACCCCCAGCUUCAGCAAGUUACACUACCACAGAAUAUUGCAAAGAGAGUGGUUACCACUGCUGUUUCACAAGUAGUGCAACAGCCUUCUUUAAUACAACAGCUGGUUAUACCUAAAUCGGAAACGAUUACCACAUCUUCAACUGGACAAUGUAUUACUGUACCGCAUACUGUCUUGUAUAAAACAGCACCCACGAUUGCAACUAUCACAACACCCAUUCAGAAUUUUGAUCAGACUGCAGUUGUCACUGGUAUUCCAGUUGUGCUGGAUUCUGACCGUGUACCCCUAGCAAGAGUUGUCAGCUCUGGGUCAAAAAUGAUGGUUGUACCACAGAAAGGCGAGAAGCGAAAUUCUCACAAUGCUAUUGAGAAGCGAUAUAGGAGUUCCAUCAAUGACAAGAUUUUGGAACUUAAGAAUCUAAUUGCUGGUGAAGAGGCAAAGCUUCACAAAUCUCAAAUUUUGAAAAAGGCAAUUGACUACAUAAGGUACCUGCAGACACAAAAUGCUAGAUUAAGAACUGAGCUGAACACUUAUCGAAUGCGUGACGGUAACCAGAAGAUCACAGAUCUUUUGGUUGGACCGUACACCCCUCCUCCAUCAGACAUUUCCUCACCUGCUAGAUCACCUCUCUCGGAUUCUUCACUGCCGCCAUCACCUAAAUCAGAAAAAAUGGAAAUAAAAGAAGAGGAGGUACCGUCGCCAGGUAGUAGCCCCUCAUUCGUAACAGUGAAGCGGUCGAUGGCGGAUACUUCCCGCCUAUUGUUAUGUGCGAUGAUGUUUUCGGUCCUUGUUUUCAACCCCACUGCCAUCUUCACCAAACAUUUUGCACACAGAAAUUCUUUGCCAUAUGAUGAAGUUCCUGGAAGAACAAUUCUUGAGAUGGGUCCAGUUGAAAGUAACUUCUCCAUUCAGAGUGUUCUGUAUUCCUCCUUUAUGGUGUGGAUGGUUAAUUUUGUCAUAGCUGCCAUGUUUCUUGUUAGAAUAUUUGUCUAUGGAGAACCAGUCACAAGGAGAAAGUCAAGUAUAGCAGAGAUAUUUUGGCGUCAUCGUAAACAAGCAGACGUUGACAUGGCCAAGGGUAACUACAGCAGUGCCUGCCAGCAGUAUGGAUUAUCUUUAAUGGCAGUGGGACGACCUUUACCUAGCACAUUACUGGAGAGGGUCUUUUCAGUCCUAUGGCAAGGAAUUCGACAGGUUUUACAACGCCUUUACCUGGGACGCUGGCUUGCAAAAUAUGCCGGUGGUCUUUUUCUUGAGCCAGUUGUCCGAGAAGAGAUCCAAGAGUGCAUGUGUGAGUGUGCACAUGUGUAUCAUAGAUUGCACAAAUUGCAUCUCAUGGGACAUACACCGGAUUCAUCAUCACAUCUCCUUGGUCUCUAUCUAGCUCUAGCUGCCAUCAACCUAGCAGAAUGUGGACAAGUUGCAGGUGGAGAAAUGGCAGAAAUGUUGGUAACAUCUGCUCUCAGAGCUAAAGAAUCUCUUCCAGAACGCUGGCGCAUCACCGCUCGUAUGUUGUUAGCACAGGCUAAGCAGAAGUUUUUCAAGACUGACAAAUCUGGGUUUUCUUCCCUUAACUGGUUGUUUACACCAUCCGGCAAACGGUUCUUUGUUUCACACAAAUGGUCUUACGAUGCUCACCGUGAGUCUAUGUUCAGCCAACUUACAGAUAAAGCUGAUCCAUUAGCUUAUCUGCUGCUGUUAUACAGAGAGCAUUUACUGGAGCGAGCAAUAACAACCUUGGUGAAUCCUGGCAACAAGGCAGAUGAUGCAUGUGAAGAAAAUGCUCAUCGUCGCACCAAAACAUCAGACGUACUGGAGUACAUCCGUCUUUUGAAUGAAACCUACAAUGGAUCUGGAGCAUCAUUUGGGACUUUUUGUCGUGAUGAGGUGUGUUGCUGGUGGGGAGCAUUGUUUGGAAUUGUUGCACAUUGGUUGUUGGGUGAUGAUGACCAAGCUGAAGUCCUGUACCCCACCUUGGAAAAUGUUCCAGAGGCUCUGAAAAUUUCUGAUGACCCUUUGCCAAUGGCUGUAUUGUAUGCUUCAAGAGCACGACGUCACCUGGGACAUAGCUAUCCCUCAUCAAUACUACGCCUUUGUGAACGUGCUGGCUCUGCUUUGAGUGAUUCAAUACAUCAGGCUUCUUACAAACAGCCAAAUUCAAUGGUCCAGAGUGUUCAACUGAUAGUGGUGGACUCGCUUCUUGGUGUUCGGACAGUUGUGUGGGAGGGGGAGUCCAUUACUGAUUGUGACACACUAACUGUAGCACCAGCACAUGUACUCCAGGGAUUCCAACAUGAUUUGGCUCUGCUGCGGAAAUUAGUUCAGCACAUUCCUGGUGCACUUGCUCGUGUGUUCUUGCAUGAAGCAACACUGCGAAUGAUGGCAGGAGCCUCACCUGCUAGAACACAGCAGUUGCUGGAUAGGUCACUGAGGCACAGAUCCAACAAGCCAUCUGUUAUUUGUGGAAAAGAAAAGAAACUUGGAGGUUUUACAGGUGAUCGAGAGCAUGCCACAGCAUUAAUGCUGGCAUGUAGACAUCUUCCAUCACCACUACUGUCUUCGCCUGGUGAAAGAGCAGGGAUGCUAGCAGAAGCAGCAAAAACACUUGAAAAAAUUGGUGAUAAAAGAAGACUUCAAGACUGUUAUACUCUCAUGAAGAGUCUGGGUACUGGAGUAUCUUCAUAUGGUUGACUGUAUUGUAAAUAUUGUUUUCUGCUUUGUGCUUUAUGUACAACUUUUUAAAACUAAUAGAAAUGUUUGUUCAUCAAUAGUUGCCAUGAUGUUUCCUGGUUAUUUGCAUAAAUUAAUUGGUACAAUUGUACUGCACAUAAAAUCAUGGAAAUAGUUCAAAAAUUUAGGAAUGACUAUGAACAAUUUUUUUUUUUUUUAAAUUUGUACCUGCACCACACUGAAGAAUUUGUGUACUGUAUAUAUGAAAUUAUUUUUGUUAACUUUCAA
Cherax quadricarinatus is the source of this 3854-nucleotide messenger RNA. Its product is annotated as sterol regulatory element-binding protein 1-like. Gene Ontology annotation, biological process: regulation of transcription by RNA polymerase II. Gene Ontology annotation, cellular component: nucleus. Lineage: Eukaryota; Metazoa; Arthropoda; Malacostraca; Decapoda; Parastacidae. Gene Ontology annotation, molecular function: RNA polymerase II cis-regulatory region sequence-specific DNA binding; protein dimerization activity; DNA-binding transcription factor activity, RNA polymerase II-specific. The record is from RefSeq and is a predicted model, not a curated record.